Maudiozyma saulgeensis is the source of this 2532-nucleotide messenger RNA. The record is from the annotation of a GenBank genome assembly. Lineage: Eukaryota; Fungi; Ascomycota; Saccharomycetes; Saccharomycetales; Saccharomycetaceae.
AUGGAUAAGAGGCAUUACUUUACUGAAAAUAUAUUCUAUGGGCCUCCUCCAAAGGUUCCUACUACAUUCAGCGUGAAAGAAUAUGAAGAUUCAAAAAGAUCACCUACUAAGGCAAAUUCUGCGUUCCAAUUGAUCAAGAAAUGUUUUGAUCUCACAGAGAAGAAAGUCUCAGAAUUAAAUAACGAGAAUAUUUAUAAGUUUGAAGAUGUUAAGGAGGCAGUGGUGUCAGCUACUGGGUUAUCGAAUGCUGCUUCUAUAAAUGGUAAAUUAUGGAGGGCUUGUCGGGAGAUCACACAUCAAAAGAUUAGACAGUCCAGUAUGCAAUCAAGUAGCAACAGCAGCACUGUUAGAAAUCAUAAAAAAAAUAAUAAUAAACCUGUUAAUCAAGCUACAAUUGUAAGAGAAUUUUGGUACUAUAUUAUUUCUAGAGAGAUGGAGAUUUUUCGUGUUAUGCUCCUACAGUAUCAAAAAGUUCAUCGUGAUAUUGGAUCUGGGAAGUAUUGCGACGGUAAAAUUUUUAAUUCAUUUACAAUGAAGUCUGGACUAUUAGUGGAAGAACUUUUUCUAAUUCUUAGUUAUGUUCUGGAAAAUUUCACCAUACUUGUUUAUGGUGAUCGACAGUAUAACGAUGCUAACACAAUAAUGCAUUCUAUUUUGAUCGGUACAAUAAUAGAUACUUACAAGGACAACUUUCCAGCUUUUGUUAACGAAUUUCUGGAUUCUCAAAGAUCCCUGAAUGUCGAUAUUGGCAAAUGGUUACAUGUUUGGGUACCAUUAAUCCGUGUUCCGGAUACUAUUGACAUGAAGGCAAUUUACUUUGAUAACGUCGAAAAAUAUUACAGUGAAAACAUUCGUAAGCCAGCAUUUGUUGGAUCAACGUUUGCAUCUGGUUUACAGGAUACAAUGGAACGUGAACUUGAAUUCGCUUCGCAUUUUAGGGAAUUUAGUUUAGAGACUUUAUACCGAAAAGUUUGGAGUAGCCUACUAUUCAAGGCAUCCCUUUAUCCUAAAAUGUUUUAUCUUUGUAAAAAUGAUUUUAGAUAUAAUAAACAGGGGAAAAUACUUUUUAGAACGGUUGUUACCAAAUUUUGUAAAAAGGUCAGUCAAGAUGGACGGAUAGACUCACAGGAUUACCUCAAUGCUCAAAAAAUGGUUAUUUCUAGCAACCUUAAUGGUUGUUUUAACCCAUUAGAUAAAAUUAAAUUGGUACGAACUGUUUGUGAUUUACGAGGAUAUUUUCAUGACCCUGACCAAGAAGAAAUACUUAAGGGCUGUGUAAAUGAUUUAUUAUUGAAUGACAACGUAACAAUGAUGGAUAUUUUUUUGGAAACAUUUAAAGAGGAAAUUAAUUUAUCUCUCGAUAAGUUACAUAAACUAUCUGAAAAUGUGGAAGAAAUGUUCCGGGAUAGUAAUAAUAGACUAUCCAUUCAUGAUUUUAGACGUAAACAAAAGUUAUUAUUUCCUCAUUCUUCCUAUUUAAAUCAAUUUGUUAAGAUUCCAAAAAUAUUUGGAUUUGGAUCAAAUUUGCCCAAAAUUAUAUGUGAUUAUUGUUUCAAAGAACUUAUUAUUAAUUUUGAAGAUUUUUCAAUGUUAUUCAGAAUACCUCGUAGUCCAUUAAUGAAAUUAAUUGUUGAAUUAAAGAAAGGAUAUAGUUCAUCAGAUGACAUAAUCAUGUUAGAGAAUUUAUUAAAGGAAGUGUCAGAUAUGUCUAGAUUGACUACAGCUUACAAACAUUUAAAUGAAAAUGAAAUAUUAAAGACAAAUAUGAUAGUCUUACAGAGAAGCAAAUUUAAUGAUAAAUUUUCAGAAAGAGAUUACAAGGAUAUUAAGAUACCUCCUGAAAUUCAUGAACAAUGGAAUAAAUUAAUGAAUUUUUACGAACAAAGAAUCAAUAAUGGUGAACUCCAAGAUGUAAUACCAAUAUAUCAGUUACAACGUUGCGAAGUAAAUUGUCCAUUUAAUAUUCCAGGAUAUGAUAAAGGAAUUACAUUUGAUGUAACACUAUUGCAGGCAUGUGUUUUACAAGAAUUUAAUGAUAGAGAUGAAAUAUCCUUCAAUGAAUUAAAUAAAUUGACCAAAUUAGAUAAAAACAUUUUACAAGCUGUAUUGAAAUCAUUCGUUUCAUCACGUUUAAUGAUUAAAGAUGGUGCCAAUGUCAAAUUGAAUUUAAAUUAUGAACCCGAUAUUGAUAAAAUCAAAUAUAAUAAGAUUAUGAUACCUAUGGGUAAAAUAGUAACUAAAAAAUCGGUUACUGGAUCCACAUCGAUAUCUAAUUCAUCUCGAACCACUUCAAACACUGUUCAACAUCCAGAAGGGUUAAGUUCCCAAUGGAAACAAGAAUUAUUGAGGGCUGCUAUUACACGUACCAUCAAAAGAUCAAGAGUACACUUUGAGGAACAAGAAUUGAUCACUAAUGUCAGAGCUCAAGUCAGUGAUUUCAGUAUUGGUGAAUUCAAAGCGGCAGUUCAAUUUCUAGUACAAAACAAUUACAUCGUUGCUGAUGGCGAGAAUUAUGCAUACAAUCUAGAUUAG